Molecule: messenger RNA, 879 nt
Organism: Alternaria alternata
Lineage: Eukaryota; Fungi; Ascomycota; Dothideomycetes; Pleosporales; Pleosporaceae
Exons: 1
Coding region: 1-879 (292 amino acids)
Source: RefSeq, a predicted model, not a curated record
AUGGCACGUCGACUCAAUUGCCCGUUGCUGUCGCGCGGCGAAUUGCUCAAUCUUGACUUUGACUUUGCAAUGGUCUUCAGCCGGCACCCGGAGAUGGCGGCGACCGCCCGAAUGAUCAUCGACAAAGGACGGCCAUUCCUGAUCGAAAAGCCUUGUGGGCUGAACACAGCCGAAGUCGCUGCACUCCUUCAAGCAGCGGAUAAAGCUGGCAUCUUCGUCACUGUCCCGUUUAUUCUGCGUGUGAGCGACCUGGCACGCGAGCUUAGUCAAAACGGAUCGCUAUCGCCUGCUGGUUUUCGACAUUUGUCAUUCCGCUUUAUUGUCGGAUCGUCCAGUCGGUACGAAACAAAUGGCUGCAAAUGGAUGCUUACAAAAGCUACGGCCGGUGGUGGGUCCAUUCUCAAUGUCGGCGUGCACUUUUUCGAUCUUCUGGAAUCACUGACCGAAAGUCGAAUAAUCUCGGUUUCGGCACAAACGAGGACAUUCCGCGAAGACAUUGACAUUGACGAGUUGGCUAUGUUCACAGUAACCAUGUCUUCUGGUCAAAUUGCCCAUGUACAUACAGGAUAUCUGUACCCUGGCACGCCGGAUGACCAGCGCGAGUUCGGCUUUUCGGUCUCUCACGAUACUGCAUAUGUCCAGGGAUUCGCUGACCAGAUUGUCGUAAAGUCUGCUGACGGCGUGUCGCGGUCCGCAACUGUCGAGUACAACACCGACGAGUUCUAUCCCAUAUUCUUCCGGGACGCGCUCGCUCGUUGCCGCGCAGGCCAGCGGCCGCUUGUCGGUCUCGAGGAGGCGCAACGUGCAUUGUCUGUCGUCGAGGCGGGAUAUCGUUCAGCUCAGCAGGAUGGCGCUUCAGUUGCAGUGUCGCUGAUUUAG